Molecule: messenger RNA, 1146 nt
Organism: Macadamia integrifolia
Lineage: Eukaryota; Viridiplantae; Streptophyta; Magnoliopsida; Proteales; Proteaceae
Product: dynamin-related protein 3B-like
Exons: 10
Coding region: 1-1146 (381 amino acids)
Cellular component (GO): membrane; microtubule; cytoplasm
Molecular function (GO): microtubule binding; GTP binding; GTPase activity
Source: RefSeq, a predicted model, not a curated record
AUGGAACUAGUUACAUUAUCAGAGACCGAACGAAGGAAACUUCCAUGGCUAAGGAGGAGAUCAGUUAGCUCAACAAACGUAACAGACUCUGCGCGAAGGCGUACAGAGGCAGAAACUGAACGGGAAGCAGGAGGAAACAAGGGUCUUUCAGACAAACAGAUUCGUCUAAAGAUAUACUCUCCAAAUGUUCUUGAUAUCACAUUGGUGGAUUUGCCUGGAAUAACAAAAGUUCCGGUUGGUGACCAACCAUAUGAUAUUGAGGCACGGAUUAGAACGAUGAUAUUGUCUUACAUCAAACAUCCAAGUUGUUUAAUUUUAGCAGUUACACCAGCAAAUUCAGAUUUGGCGAACUCAGAUGCACUUCAGAUUGCAGGCACUGCUGAUCCUGAUGGUUAUCGGACUAUUGGUGUAAUUUCAAAGUUGGAUAUUAUGGACAGAGGCACUGAUGCCCGUAAUUUUUUGCUUGGAAAAGUGAUCCCACUUCGACUUGGUUAUGUGGGAGUCGUGAACCGCAGUCAAGAGGAUAUCAAUCAGAACCGGAGUAUCAAGGAUGCACUUGUUUAUGAGGAUAACUUCUUCCGCAGUCGUCCUGUAUACAAUGGUCUUGCUGACCGUUGCGGCAUUCCUCAGUUAGCGAAGAAAUUGAACCAGAUUUUAGUACAACAUAUUAAGACUGUACUUCCGGGGUUAAAAUCACGCAUAAGUUCUGCAUUGGUUGCUGUGGCAAAGGAGCACGCCAGCUAUGGAGAAAUCACUGAAUCAAAAGCUGGACAAGGAGCUCUUCUUUUGAACAUUCUUACAAAAUAUUCUGAAGGGGCAGCUCCUUCCUCCUUAGUUUAUGGUGUGGAAGCAAUGUUACCUAUAGAAAUCCAGGGACGAAUUAACAUGGGCUCUUUAGAUGAAACAUUCCGGAAGCGGACAUUGAAGAUAGACAAUGAAGAACCACAUGAACAUCCGCAAGAUUGGAUGCAUAAUGUUACAUCAUGGUUUGCUGCCACAGGCACCUUAGUACUGGGAUAUGGAACUCCAUGUGUUCAGGUCUGGAAUAGUAGAAAUAUGUCCCUCUAUAGAGGAGUUCAGAGCUUGCUUACUCUCCCCUCUUAUGGGAAGGUUGUUCUACCCCUCACUGAAGUAAUACUACUUUGA